AUGGACAAAAAGAUGAAAAUUGAUUUUACAUCAGCAUUCAAAGACACGACAACACUACAGGUACCCCAAAAGAAGGUAACUCUACAUAAGAAGACGCAUUGUACCGACAAGAUAUGCCGUGACAACACUUCGCACGAGGCCAUAGUACCGGAAGGAAUGCCAUACACGGACAUAGACCUGGCACAACCUAUCGAUACAGAAAUAUUUGCGUACGAACUCGAUCUGUUCCAACGCAUAUCGUGCAUAGCACUGGAAAGGGACGAAAACGUGCUCGUAUGUGCACAUACAGCAAGUGGUAAGACCGCCAUUGCGGAGUACGCCAUACACCUGGCACUCAAACGUAAGCAGCGUGUGGUGUACACCUCACCCAUUAAAGCGCUCUCUAAUCAGAAGUAUCGUGAGCUCAAGCUCAAAUUUGAUGAUGUUGGCCUGAUCACCGGCGACAGCACGCUCAAUCCCAAGGCAAGUGUGCUCGUAAUGACCACUGAAAUACUGCGCAACAUGCUUUAUCGCUCUAACGAGCUUGUUGGGGAGAUUAAGUUUGUAAUUUUUGACGAGAUUCACUACAUGACAGAUAGGGAACGUGGAGUGGUGUGGGAGGAGUGCAUUAUCUUGAGCACCUUUAACUGCGUAUUCCUGUCUGCUACGCUGCCAAAUGCAAAUGAGUUUGCUGAAUGGGUUGUAAACGUGCAGGGAAGGGUGUGCCACAUUGUUAGCAAUGACAGACGUGUGGUGCCCCUCAUUCAUUACGUGUUUCCUGUGGGCGGAAAAAGUCUGUUCAAGAUUAAAGGCGGUGGCGAGACCGAUGCAGUGGCCAGUGAUGCUGCAGUUGAUGAGGAAAAUGAUGAGGAUCGUGUGACCGGUGGAUAUGAUGGAGAGCGCACCGAUCGUGGGUGCACGGCUAGGAGAACAAAGGAAGGGGCGCUGUGUGGUGCAAGAAAUGGUAAAAAGGGCGAAAAAGGAAGAAAUAUGGGCGAUAACAGACGCAACACCGAAAGUAGCAGUAGACGAGGAACUAAUGUGCGAUAUUGUGGGGUAGACGGUACGAAAAUGGACAAUCAUACGAGCACGGAAUCAAGUGAUGACAGAUUGGCUGGGGGCGAUGAAAGGCGUGGAAGAGGUACAAGAGGCAAUAAAAGACAUGAUGAUACAUCGGGUGAUAGAAGGAGGUUCAAUCGUGGUAAGGGCCGUGAGGAAGAGAAACACAAGAAGAGCACGAAUAAGAAAAGGAACACAAAGAAAGUGUUUAAGGCCACGAAAAAAGCGCUUAAGGCCCAUAGCCCCACGAGCACCGUUGAUUUUAACGUGGAGAUGUUCAAUGAGGCAAUCCAGAACAUAAAGAAGAGCAGGGUGGAUUACGCAGAUAUAAAGGCUAUAAUUGGCCUGCUCACAGAAAAGGCCCUUUUACCCGUUAUAGUGUUCAACUUUCGGCGCAAGGACUGUGAGAACUUUGCUACCUGUCUUGAAGAGGACUACAACAGCACUGAAGAGAAGGAACACGUCACGAUGAUCUUCAACAAGGCGUUGGAGACGCUGCGUGUGGAAGACAGAGCACUUACACCCAUACAGAGCAUGCUGCCGCUGCUGUUACGUGGCAUAGGAAUACACCACUCGGGCUUGCUGCCCGUUCUUAAGGAAAUCAUUGAAAUUCUGUUCUCGCUGAACCUUAUCAAGGUGCUGUUCGCCACCGAAACAUUUUCAAUUGGCCUGAACAUGCCGGCUAAAUGCGUUUUGUUCACCACGCUCUUCAAGUUUGAUGGCGAGAAGAUGCGCACGAUCACCUCAGGCGAGUACAUCCAAAUGAGUGGCCGUGCUGGUCGGCGCGGUAUCGACAAGGAGGGCAUCUGCAUAUCGAUACUUACAGAGGCGAUCAAUAUUGAAAGUGCGGUUGCUUUGUUCAACGGAAGAAGCAAUCCGCUACAGUCAGCUUUCCAUCUCACGUAUAACAUGAUUUUAAACCUUCUGAAGAUCGAGGGUCUAGACCCUGUUUAUGUUCUAGAACGGUCUUUUUUCCAUUAUCAGAAGAUUAAGGGCGUUGAGAGGCUCAGAGACACGGUGAACUAUUUUUAUGGGUUAAUGAGCAAGGUGGAAGGUGUUAAGGUGAGUGAUGAGGGAAUUGAUAAGGAGCGUUCAGCUGUCAGCAACGCUUGUGCAAAUAACCAGCUGAAAGAUUAUGCGCAUAACAGCAACACGCUAUAUGAUCAUUUGCAUGAAAAUAAUGAUUCAAAUAAUGAUAUGCAUGAAAACGGUGAGAGAGAAAAUAGUAACACGGGUGAAUUUGAAUUUGUAAACGACGCGCUAUCACAAAGGAAGUUAGAAGAUCUCAGCCUGUCAGACCUGCUGGUGAAAGGACGACUUAUUGACGUGACGUUGAACGUGAACGGAUUUCCUAUAUAUUUACAGAACUGCAUAAUAAGCAGCGUGAGUGGUUUGAAGGACAAAAAGAAAAAAGGAGAAAAAGAUGUGAACCUAGAGGUGGUCGUGCUCUUGUACAACAGGACCAACAAAAUGAAGCGCAAGUGCAUAAGACUGUGCGAUAUAUCGGCAAUUUAUGAUGCCCGUGUCAAAAUAAAUAACAAAAGGUUGGGAAGGAAGUACUCCUUGCUGUACGGCACGCCCGUGACCGGGCAUUACUGCACGAUUUGUGAGGAAGAAGUGAGUGCUGCCUGUUUGGAAGAGCGUUGCUUCUUUGGGGUGUUGGAGCAAUUUAUGGAAGGAGCAGGCAUCGAAGGCCUGGAUGAGAAGAUGCUUGAAAAGGAAGAGGAGCACCCGAUCGAGGUGAAUUCAGCAAUGACCAUGGAAUACAAAACGGACAGUGUUUCAAACGGCGACAUGAGCGGAUAUGUGAAUGCGAGCAAUGGCAUGUCGGACAGUGGUGCACUGCCGAAUGGCAGCAGGUCGAUCAGUCGUGAGGAUGUGUACCAGGAUGAAAAGUCUGGUAAACGAUCAUGUGAUGGGAGAGUUAAUGGCAAUACUGGAUCGGACGGUGAUCAGGACCGUUUUAACAAGCUGCCUAGCAAUAAAUGCUUAGACCGAUCUGACAAUGAGUCCGAUGUGUCCGGUGCCGAAACAGCUGACAGCGAUCAGUCAUCAGGCGCUAAGAGUGAAGACGAGGAAACAAGCCGUGACUCAUCGACAAGCACUUCGUUGCCGUGCACGGCCAGCCCCGUGCUCAAGAACAAAAUCCUUAAAUAUCUGAACAACGUUUACAACACGAAGAAUAGCGAGCUAUUCGUAGCAAGCCGUAUCGAUCACAUAGACCAAUGCACUAAGAUGAUACAGGUGCUUAGAAGGUUGGACUACUACGAUAACAACAGCGUAACGGUGAAGGGGCGCGUGGCAUGCGAGUUAAACACCGAGGAACUUGUGCUGACCGAGCUCAUCUUCAACGGUCAUUUCCUCAAGCUCAGUGUGAUUGAAGUGGUGAGCCUUCUGAGCUGCCUUGUAUUCACAGAAAAGGAGGACGCUGAGGUAAGUGAACAAUCACUGCGAAAUUACAAAAUAAUCGAGGAGGUGGUACAGAACGUGGUUAAGGUGAUGAAUCAGGUUGGCCUGAAUGUACAGGUGGAGGAUUUCCCUUAUUCUAACGAACUUAUGGAUGUGGUGAGGAUGUGGGCAGCUGGUGCAUCCUUUGAGAGUGUGACAGCCAGGACACAGGUGUUUGAGGGCAGCAUAGUGCGCUGUCUGAAGAGACUGGACGAGAUGCUCAGACAGCUAAGCUGCGCAGCGCGAGCGAUUGGUAAUUUGGAGAUGGAAAGGAUUUUUGGAGAGGGUAUUAGUAAGAUUAAGAGGGACAUCGUGUUCUGUAAUUCGUUGUAUUUGUGA
Vavraia culicis subsp. floridensis is the source of this 3825-nucleotide messenger RNA. RefSeq lists its product as uncharacterized. Bases 1 to 3825 code for a protein of 1274 amino acids. Lineage: Eukaryota; Fungi; Microsporidia; Pleistophoridae. The transcript has a single exon. Gene Ontology annotation, molecular function: RNA binding; RNA helicase activity; ATP binding. The record is from RefSeq and is a predicted model, not a curated record. Gene Ontology annotation, cellular component: nucleus. Gene Ontology annotation, biological process: RNA catabolic process; maturation of 5.8S rRNA.